This is a messenger RNA of Saxophila tyrrhenica, 654 nucleotides long. RefSeq lists its product as uncharacterized. The coding region runs from base 1 to 654 and encodes 217 amino acids. NCBI's taxonomy places the organism in Eukaryota, Fungi, Ascomycota, Dothideomycetes, Mycosphaerellales, Extremaceae. The record is from RefSeq and is a predicted model, not a curated record. The transcript has a single exon.
AUGGAGAACUCUAUCUACGCAAACACCGAGCACCAUUCUCCCGCUGAGACGACCCCGGCAGCUACAAACAUCAUCCGCUACACUGCCGCCCAGCUCCGCGCUCUUGGAGAGAAGUGCGCCGGCAGGCCCCCACCACCCACGACGAUCUACUCGAUAUUUGCAUAUGAGUUCAUGCGCAAGACCGAGGCCGAAAAGCUGUUCCGCGGCCACAUGUUCGAUCUCGCCGGGACGCAGGAGCAAGCUUCCACCAAUGAGUCACGAUUCUGGGAGAUGGAGGAUCAGAUCGCCGGGCUGAGGAAGCAGCUGAUGUCGAAGGAUGUUGAAGACCGCCUAGCAACCUCUAAUAUGCGCUAUCACAUCCUGCAGACCAAGAACCUUCAGCAGGACAGGCGCGUGGAAGGGCACGGGAAGCGUUUGGCAGAGUUGGAGGCGAAGCUGAGUGAUGUUGCGGAGAUGAAAAUGCAGGCCGAGCUCGACACGCUCAACGCCAAAGUCACGGCCUACAAGACGGACAUCGACAUGUUGUUCCAGGAGCGCGACAGCCUCGCCGAUCAGCUCGACGAAGCCAGCAAGCGCAUUGCCAAGCUGGAGAACACCAUCCGCCUGCUGACCGUCAAGAGCUUCGUGCCGGGAGAGAUGUGGUCUGAUGAGUGA